This is a messenger RNA of Nicotiana tabacum (common tobacco), 3261 nucleotides long. The record is from RefSeq and is a predicted model, not a curated record. NCBI's taxonomy places the organism in Eukaryota, Viridiplantae, Streptophyta, Magnoliopsida, Solanales, Solanaceae.
UUUCGUAUUUGUCUUUACUACAAAAUCCAUUUCUUGCCAAAACAAAACUCUAUAAAAGAGCAUAUGCCACAACUCUUUGGAAAACCAAUUGGACUAAAUAAACCUUCCUUUUCACUCCUAAAAUGAUGUUUUUGAACUUGGUUUCCAUCUUCCUUUUUGCAUCUUUCCUCUUUCUAUUAAAGAAAUGGAUGAAUUCGAAAAACCAAGCCAAAAGAUUGCCUCCAGGUCCAUGGAAACUACCUAUUCUUGGAAGUAUGCUUCAUAUGGUAGGUGGACUUCCACAUCGUAUCCUAAGAGAUUUAGCUAAAAAAUAUGGACCACUUAUGCAUCUUAAACUAGGUGAAGUUUCUGUGGUUGUGGUUACUUCACCUGAGAUAGCAAAAGAAGUACUAAAAACUCAUGACCUCGCUUUUGCAUCUAGGCCAAAACUUUUGGCAGCCGAAAUUGUCUUGUAUAACUCUUCCGAUAUUGCCUUUGCUCCCUAUGGCGAUUACUGGAGACAAAUGCGUAAAAUUUGUGUCUUGGAAGUGCUCAAUACCAAAAAUAUUCGGUCAUUUAGCUCGAUUAGACGAGAUGAAGUUUUUCGUCUCAUUCAAUUUUUUCGAUCAUCUUCUGAUAAGCCAGUUAAUUUUACAAAAAGGAUCUCUCUAUUCACGAGCUUUAUAAUCUGUCGAUCAGCAUUUGGGACAGUAUUCAAGGAGCAAGAUGAAUUUAUACAAGUAAUGAAAAAUGUUACAGCUUUACUGGAAGGGCUUGAUGUGGCUGACAUAUUCCCUUCACUAAAGUUUCUUCAUGUGCUCACUGGAAAAAGGGAUAAAGUUAUGAAUCUCCACCAUAAGGUAGAUUCCAUUGUUGAUAAUGUCAUAAAUGAGCACAAGAAAAAUCUUGCAACUGGCAAGUUCAAUGGUCAAUUAGGAGGUGAAGAUUUAAUUGAUGUACUACUAAGACUUAUGAAAGAUGGAGACCUUCAAUUUCCAAUCACCAACGACAACAUCAAAGCUAUUAUUUAUGACAUGUUUGCCGCGGGGACAGAAACAACAUCAACCACAAUUGACUGGGCUAUGGUGGAACUGAUUAGGAAUGCAAGUGUAUUCGCCAAAGCUCAAGCAGAGGUAAGAGAAGUCUUUCGCAGAAUAGAAACUUUUGAUGAAAAUGAUGUCGAAGAGUUGAAAUACCUAAAAUUAGUCAUUAAAGAAACUUUAAGACUCCAUCCUCCACUUCCACUUAUGCUCCCAAGAGAAUGUAGGGAAGAAACAAAUAUAAAUGGCUUUACUAUUCCUUUGAAAUCGAAAGUAAUGGUUAAUGUUUGGGCUAUCGGAAGAGAUCCGAAAUAUUGGGAUGAUGCAGAAAACUUUAAGCCUGAGAGAUUUGAGCAGAGCUCAGUAGAUUUUACUGGUAAUAAUUUUGAAUAUCUUCCCUUUGGUAGUGGCAGGAGAAUUUGCCCUGGAAUAUUAUUUGGUUUAGCUAAUAUUUAUUUGCCACUAGCUCAAUUAUGGUUAAAGAUUUGUGGGAUCAUGAUAUUUGUGUGAUCUCAUUAAGGGUAAAAUAUAUAAAAUGAAGAUUUUAAAGUUAGAUUAUUUCUAACUGUAAAAACAUAUUUUUUUUAAUGAACUAAUAAGAAAAGCGUGUGGUCUAAACGACCAAAAAAGGCCUCGUGGUAUGCGUCAGUUGCCAGAAAAUGAAGGGCAUGAAAUGGCUAAAAUUGUACCCCAAACCUACUUUUUGAUAAUUUUUCCAACAAUCAAACUUUUUCUUUAAGAAGGCAAAGCAACCAAAAAAACUAACUAGAACCCAAGUGAGGGGAUGAAGGGCCACCAAUAUAAGCAAUACAGACUACCCAAUUCAUAGUCAAGAAGUGAGGAAUAUGGUUGACAACAUCCUAGAAUUAUCAAUUUGCUAGAUAACACGUGAAUCAUACUAGAAUUGUCAAUUUGCAAAGCAACCCAACACCAUAUAUUCCCUUAUUUUCAUCUUUCCCUCUACUUCUCUCUCCGUUAAAAACUAGUUUUUCAGAUGCGCCUAAGUAGGCCGUAAAAAGUAAAAAUUUUAAAAAGUGAUAUUUGGAGUUAAGUUGAAAAAUAAUAUUUAGAAUUUAUAAUUAUAUUUGGACAUGCAUUUCACUUGAAAAAUAUAUUCAAUUUUAUGAGUGGGGGAAAAAAUUUCAAAAAUUUAUUGAAACACUCAUUUUUAAAAAUCUCACUUACAAAAAUUUAUGGACAACCACAUUUUUUGAAAAAACAAAUCGUAAAAAAAACAUUUAUGGACAAAAUGAGUUAUAGUAAUAAUGGAUCCAAAUUUGAACAUCACAGUCUGCGGUCCACUCAAAGCCCUUGCAUUGGAAACCGCCGAAAUUAAUAGGACCAAAGUAGAAAUAUUGUGUUAAAUCAUUAGUUUUUCAAUUUGAGAAUGAUAGAGUAUUGUCAAGUACUUCCUCUUUUUUCGUUUAUAUAUAGGUCUUACUUUUUUUUAUAGAUUCAACUCCCAUUCAUUUCUAGUCUUUUGAUUUCUCCAUGUCCGUUGGAUUAGAGAUACUUAUCAUGAUUAAAAUUAAUAAAUAAAAUUUAAUUGAAUAGUUUAAAUCUCUAAUCAUUAUUAAAGUAUUUAAUUUCUUCUUUUAUCAAUUCCCAAAUAAUAUCUAGCUAGUAGACCAAAGAAUAGAAUAAUUAAGUAUCGAAAUUCCACACGAAAAGGUUCAGUCAAGAAAUUCAAAUAUCAGAGUCCAUUCUUCCCAUACCAAAGAGUUCGGAUAGUAAAUUUCACAAACACAUAGUAUAUAAUUUUUCACUUGACAUUUGCCACACCAAGAAAAGCAUAAAGUAUCUGAGUUCUAAGGAAUCGAAUUAAUGGAUAAAGUAAAACCUGACAAAAAUUGGUGAGAUAUUACCAGAAAAAUGAAGUUUCGUGACUUCCUGUCUUAUUCUCUGUUUUUUCACUUGUUAUUUUUUUCUGUUGAUUUUAACCUAACAAUGACCUUCAAGAACUUGAUUUUCAUGAUAAAAAUCUGAAAGAUUUUCUCUGGUGCUAUGAUUUUCGGUGUUGCCUUAAGAGCAUAUGUAUUUUGGCACGAAGAGGGAGGAACUAUAGGAAGUUCUAUUACUAAGAGAGACAAAAAUUAUAUUUGGGAAUGGAUAAAAGAAAAAAUUAAAUACUUUAACUAUGGUUAGGACUUUAAUUUAUUCAAUUAAAUCUCAUUCUUUGAUAUUUAACUAUGAGAAAUAUCUCCAAUCUAAGUAGGAACUUGGAGAAAUGGAGAGACUAGAA